ACUACAUGCGCAGUCCUGCUGUGAAUCACUCGUCACCACGGCAACCGGCUUCUCUCCGCAUCAUCCUCGCCGAGCUCUGAACGCCUCCUGCCUUCUCCAGGAGAAGAGCCACCUCGGACUCUGACAGCCAUGGUGAAGUUAGGAACCAGUCUGUCUGACAAGCUUCAGAAAGAGUCGUCGCUGGACGACGGCUUUGAUAACAUCCCGCUCAUCACACCGCUGGAGGUCAACCAGCUCCAGCACAGCUUCCCAGAGAAGGUGAUUGUCAAGACGGCCAUCAAGCACUCCCUUCAGCAGAGGAGCAAGUUUGGUGUCCCCACCGUGAGGAAGAUGAAGAGAAGCUGCGAAGUUUCAGAGCGAGCUAAGAUUUCAGGUCUCAUCUUCAUCAUGCUGGCUUCCCUCACCAGCCUCGUCCUCCUGCUCAUGUUCCAAACCCUGUGGUACCACCAGCUCACCUGCCCUGCCGGUUUCGUCCUCAAGCAGAGCCACUGCAUCCCGGUGAAUCUGGAGCUGUUGCCCAACGGUGAGCAGCAGGAGCCAGGUUUUCACACCACCACUGGACUGUACACAGCACUCAGCAACCUCAACAAGGUCAAGAAAAGUGGGCCCCAACUGACAUCGCCAUGGUUACCAGUCAUCGGCUCUCUGAAGGAGGCCGGCAAAGAGGCUGCAUCCAAGCCACUGGAGAGAGAGGAGUGAAGAGGGUGAUGAAGACGAUGCUGGAGUAUAGUUUGUGUUCAGUCUCCCUCCUCUGGAAUGUGCGAGUUAGAUCACAGGAUACUUACAAACAGCCCUAUAAUUUAUUUAAAAAAUAUAUUUUAAAACUGUUAUGAGAUAUUUUUCAAAAAAGAAAAUUCACUUUGAUUCGAAUUUGGAACUUUUUUUUUAUCCACAAAUUAGCUGGGAUCAGGUCGCAGGGGCAGCAGCUGAAUCUAAGAUACCCAGACCGACUCCUUUUCAAGCUCUUCUUGUCUUGUCUUUUUAGUUUCAAAAAUUGGCACCUUUUUUGCAGACAUUUUUUGCUGCAUUACUCCUGAUACAAAUUUACAACAAAUUUAAUGUAAAGAGAAAUAUUAAUAAUAAGAACAAAAAAAUGCUUAGAGGGAUGAAACCGAACAUGAGGGGAGGCAUAUGUUGUAUAUAUUGUACACAUCAUACAGCAUUUGUAAUAUAUCCUUCACAUCUCAAAACACGGAAUUAAUCUCUUACGCUGGAGUGUAAGAAACCUUUUCUUAAUACACACGCCGCAAACACACACACACACACGUUGGUAUUUCUAUCUGUGUGAGGACCACUGACAUAACCCUUUCCCCAGCCUCGCUCCCUUAACUUAACCAUCCAAAACAAAUGGCUGACUUAAACCAAGACUCUGAACCAGACUGAAACCCAAUCAGAAUGACCCAGUUAUCCUCAUGACUUCAUCCUCAAAUUCAGGCUUAAUCUUGUGGGGUCCAGCUAAAUGGUCCCCACACACACACACACACAUAUUUUGGCUGCAACUCUGCAACAUGUUGCAUGUGCAGCAACAUAUUUCACUAUGAAACUUUGUGUGUGUGUGUGUGUGUCACCGGCUCUUGUGGUUAGAGCAGGAAUGUUAUUAAACGCUACAGAAUGUUUCAGACUUUUAUAGUUUCACUGAGUCAUGACUAAACUCUCACCAUCUGGGGGCUGCAUGUGUGUAGAAGCUGCCGGAUGUGUGUCGCUAACUUAAACACUCAUAUGCAUUUGCACGCGAGCCAGAGUGUCUUUUCGUUGUUCUGGUUCCUGCAUCAAAGAUGGGAGCUACGGUGCGUGCCAUCAUUUCUUUCUCACUUCUUAGCUGCCAUGUUUCAGUGACGUCGAAAUACAUUUGAUUUGUGGUAGAUACUGUAUCUGUGGCUUUGUCUUUUGAAGGUCACCGUCAUCAGAAUUGAAAUGGUGCACUUUAAUGGAGGUCAAAUAUAUGAUCAGACUUUGGAUGAGAGGGAGACGCAAGGGUUAGGGUCUAACUUAAUUUAUCUUGAAGAAAAAAAUACUUGAAAUCAUUCAGUGACUGUAAGUUUUGUAUGAAAUGUAAAGUGUUAUAAACAAGGAAGGAAGGAUGGAGGAGCUGCGAAUGUGCACUUUCUAGAGUCAAUAAACUG
Messenger RNA from Synchiropus splendidus (mandarinfish), 2123 nucleotides. RefSeq names its product neuronal vesicle trafficking-associated protein 1-like. Gene Ontology annotation, molecular function: clathrin light chain binding. The transcript has 5 exons. The coding region runs from base 130 to 699 and encodes 189 amino acids. Gene Ontology annotation, biological process: G protein-coupled dopamine receptor signaling pathway; endosomal transport; clathrin coat assembly. Lineage: Eukaryota; Metazoa; Chordata; Actinopteri; Syngnathiformes; Callionymidae. The record is from RefSeq and is a predicted model, not a curated record. Gene Ontology annotation, cellular component: endosome; membrane.